Knipowitschia caucasica is the source of this 591-nucleotide messenger RNA. Lineage: Eukaryota; Metazoa; Chordata; Actinopteri; Gobiiformes; Gobiidae. The record is from the annotation of a GenBank genome assembly.
AUGACUUCACGUGUGCUGCUUUACUGGCCCAAUGUGAUCGGAUACGUGAGGAUCUGUCUUCUGUUCGGAGCCUGGGCUUUUUAUGAAUCACCAUCUGCUUUUCUCCCUCUUUACUCGUCCUCCAUUCUGCUCGAUGCGGUGGAUGGUUGGGUGGCACGGCGGUUGCAGCAGGUCUCUCGCUUCGGUGCGUGGCUCGAUGUCGUCAUUGACAAUCUGAGCCGAGGGAUGAUCUGGACUCAAGUCUGUCAGGUGGGCUGGCUGGUCUCGUCUCUGGAGUGGUGUGUGUUCGUUUGUAACCACAGCUCGAGAGGAGAGCACUGGAAGAACAGCUUCAGCUCCAGCCCCAGGAUCAUCCAGACCAUCAUGUCCAACGGGUUCCGCUCUCCUCUCGGUCUCCUCGUGGUCUCUGGUCUUCAUCUUCUCCCUCUCUGGUUUUAUUGCCUUCAGCUCCAUGUGUUUCAGCCUCAGUUCUGGAUCCAGCUUCAGGUCUCUGGUCUCCUGCUGCUUGGACGAGGGCUCGCCUGUCUCGCUGAGGUUUGGUGCAUCUGGACUCACAUCACAUUUCUCACCAAAGAUGAAGAAAAGAUGUAA